AUGGCGUCGCUGCCGCCUCUGCUGCCGGAGCAGCGCACGCUGCGCGCGGCGCUGGACCAGCGGGGCGGGCUCGGGGAGCCGCUGCUGUCGUGCCACAGCUGGGGCCACGGCCCCAACGCCUACGAGGCGCCGGGCGACGGCCCCCUGCGGCGGGCGGCGGCGGCGGUGCGCGCGGCGGGCUGGGAGCUGUGGACCUUCUCGCGCAAGGACCCCAGGAAGCCCGUGUACGCGGCCAAGGUGGCCACGGCGCUCGCGCUCAUCACGCUGCUCGUCUUCCUCCGCGAGCCCAGCGACAUUGUCAGCCACUCCGUCUGGGCCAUCCUCACCGUCGUCGUCGUCUUCGAGUUCAGCAUCGGUGCAACCUUGAGCAAAGGCCUUAACAGAGGAUUGGGGACUCUGACGGCAGGUGGGCUUGCUCUAGCAGUUGCUGAAUCGGCAAGGCACAUGGGCGACCUGGAUAUAGUGUUUCUCAUCAUCAUCACCUUCGCUGUUGGGUUCGGUACAACCUUGAUAAAGGUACACCCCAAGAUGAAGCCGUACGAGUACGGCCUCCGCGUCUUCCUGCUGACCUUCUGCUACGUCACGGUGGCCGGGUACAACACGGGCGAGUUCGUCGGCGGCACGGCCGUGAGCCGGUUCCUGCUCAUCGUCAUCGGCGCCGCCGUCAGUCUCGCGGUGAACAUCGGCAUAUACCCCAUCUGGGCGGGAGAGGACCUGCACCACCUGGUGGCCAAGAACUUUGGCGGAGUCGCUAAAUCCCUAGAAGGAUGCGUCAAUGGAUACCUGACAUGCAUGGAGUACGAAAGGAUUCCUUCCAAGAUUCUCACGUACCAAGCUUCCGAUGACCCUGUGUACAGUGGGUACAGGGCGGUUGUCGAGGCACAGACGCAAGAGGAAACACUGCUGGGGUUUGCUAUAUGGGAGCCACCGCACGGGCCAUACAAGAUGAUGAAGUACCCCUGGGAGAGCUACACCAAGGUUGGCGGCGCGCUGAGGCACUGCUCCUUCGCCGUCAUGGCGCUGCACGGGUGCAUACUGUCGGAGAUCCAGUCGACGCCGGAGAACAGGAAGGUGUUCAGCGCCGAGCUCCACAGGGUGGGCGAGGAGGCGGCCAAGGUGCUGCGGGAGCUCGGCCACCGGGUGAAGACCAUGACCAGGCUGAGCUCGCCCAACAUCCUCGCCGAGGUCCUCCACGCCGCUGAGGAGCUGCAGACCAAGAUCGACCAGCGGUCCUACCUCCUCGUCAACACGGAGCGUUGGGGGGAGGACACCGCCGCCUCCACCACCACCCCUGCAGGAGCCGGAGCCUCCAGCGAAAAUGAGGCGCCGGAGCACGCCGUCGUCAUCAACGUCCCUACACUGCACAAGUUGGAGUCGAACGCGACCCCCGCCCGGGCCGCCGGGGUCGGCCUCCCUCCGCUGCACAAGUCGGAGUCGAACACGACCCUCGCCCGGGCCGCCAGCGUCAUCAUCCCUCCACUGCACAAGUCGGAGUCGAGCACGGCCCUCGCCCGGGCCGCCGGCGUCAGCAUCCCUCCGGUGCACAAGUCGGACUCAAACACGACGCUCGCCCGGUUCGACUCGGUGCCCAUGUCUUUGGCGGACGGUCUGGCGCUCAAGUCCCAGGGGUCGUGGCACCACCGGAUGCCGCUGUUCGAGGCCGCGGAGGCGAGGGCGUACGAGAGCGCGAGCGCGCUAUCGCUGGGCACCUUCGCGUCGCUGCUCAUCGAGUUCGUGGCGCGGCUUGGGAACCUCGUCAACGCCGUCGAGGAGCUCAGCGACAAGGCCGGCUUCAAGGAUCCCGUGGAGGAGCCGUCUGCGGCCAGCAGGAAGGAGGAGGAGGCUGGCGUUUUGGGCAGAAUGACCAGGUUUUUCAGGCUCAAGAGAUGAUGCGGAUGGCAAGAGACUAAUGAAACACUAAUUGAUGGCCAAUGGGUGGCCCAAUGUUGUUCAACUAACCAGACUUGGGUGUACCAAAGAAGCAUGCAGAAGGUCUGAUAUACAAGUUAUACAUGUAAAUACAAAUGUGAAGAUCGGAGAAUAUAAAUGCUUUCUCAUGCAGUAAAGUGAAACAGGAUGAGAGGAAUACUAUGUAAUUAUCAAAGUUUUCGACCCUAAUAAGUGUCACACACGUGUGGCAUGAAGCAAGUCCGUCCUGAUGGCAAGUUUAAUUACUCAGAACGACAACUUUAGUGUGAAGCAUGACAACUUUUUUUUUUGCCUUCUUUUACUCAAUAUGAAGUAAAUCGAGAUAAUUGCAG
Hordeum vulgare subsp. vulgare (domesticated barley) is the source of this 2261-nucleotide messenger RNA. RefSeq names its product aluminum-activated malate transporter 5-like. Gene Ontology annotation, cellular component: plant-type vacuole membrane. The transcript has 5 exons. The coding region runs from base 1 to 1890 and encodes 629 amino acids. Lineage: Eukaryota; Viridiplantae; Streptophyta; Magnoliopsida; Poales; Poaceae. The record is from RefSeq and is a predicted model, not a curated record. Gene Ontology annotation, biological process: malate transport.